Messenger RNA from Melitaea cinxia (Glanville fritillary), 1649 nucleotides. RefSeq names its product AP-2 complex subunit mu (gene AP-2mu). The record is from RefSeq and is a predicted model, not a curated record. Gene Ontology annotation, biological process: intracellular protein transport; clathrin-dependent endocytosis. NCBI's taxonomy places the organism in Eukaryota, Metazoa, Arthropoda, Insecta, Lepidoptera, Nymphalidae. Gene Ontology annotation, molecular function: clathrin-cargo adaptor activity. Bases 16 to 1338 code for a protein of 440 amino acids. The transcript is spliced from 10 exons. Gene Ontology annotation, cellular component: AP-2 adaptor complex; cytoplasmic vesicle.
AAGACUGUCGUCAAUAUGAUCGGGGGUCUGUUCGUGUACAAUCACAAGGGGGAGGUGUUGAUAUCGAGGGUGUAUAGGGAUGACAUAGGGCGGAACGCUGUGGACGCUUUCAGGGUGAAUGUGAUCCACGCCCGGCAGCAGGUCCGCUCGCCGGUAACAAACAUCGCGCGCACCUCCUUCUUUCACAUUAAGAGAGCCAACAUCUGGCUGGCAGCAGUAACCAAGCAAAAUGUAAAUGCAGCUAUGGUUUUCGAAUUCCUGCUAAAGAUUAUAGAUGUAAUGCAGUCUUACUUCGGUAAGAUCUCUGAAGAGAACAUCAAGAAUAACUUUGUACUCAUCUAUGAACUUCUUGAUGAGAUUCUUGACUUUGGAUAUCCUCAGAACUCAGACACGGGUGUUCUUAAGACGUUUAUUACUCAGCAAGGUAUCAAAUCUGCCUCUAAAGAAGAACAAGCUCAAAUCACAUCACAGGUAACAGGACAAAUAGGAUGGCGUCGGGAGGGCAUAAAGUACAGACGUAAUGAACUUUUCCUUGAUGUCCUCGAAUAUGUCAACUUGUUGAUGUCUCCUCAAGGUCAGGUUCUGUCGGCUCACGUUGCUGGCAAAGUGGUGAUGAAGUCGUACUUGUCCGGUAUGCCGGAAUGCAAGUUUGGUAUCAACGAUAAGAUUGUUAUGGAGGCUAAAGGAAAGGGAAAUGGCGGCAUCUCCGGCAACACGGACAGCGAGGGCGCGCGCGCCGGCAAGCCCGUGGUGGUGAUCGACGACUGCCAGUUCCACCAGUGCGUCAAGCUCAGCAAGUUCGAGACCGAGCACUCCAUCUCCUUCAUCCCGCCCGACGGCGAGUUCGAGCUCAUGAGAUACCGUACAACCAAGGACAUAUCCCUACCAUUCCGAGUGAUCCCCCUUGUGAGGGAGGUGGGACGCACUAAGAUGGAGGUGAAAGUUGUUUUGAAGUCGAAUUUCAAGCCGUCCCUCCUCGGUCAGAAGAUUGAAGUCAAGAUACCCACGCCGUUGAACACUAGCGGCGUUCAGCUGAUCUGUUUGAAGGGGAAAGCUAAAUAUAAGGCCUCCGAGAACGCUAUUGUUUGGAAGAUCAAACGUAUGGCGGGUAUGAAGGAAACCCAGCUGUCUGCUGAAAUUGAGCUACUGGAGACGGAUACUAAGAAGAAGUGGACUCGCCCGCCCAUCUCCAUGGGCUUUGAGGUGCCCUUCGCGCCCUCAGGCUUUAAGGUCCGUUAUCUGAAGGUGUUCGAGCCCAAGCUGAACUACUCGGACCACGACGUCAUCAAAUGGGUGCGAUACAUCGGUCGCUCCGGCUUGUACGAAACGCGCUGCUAGACUUGCAUUACUUGUUUCAUCAAGCAGUUUUUGAAUAUUGUAGAUCAAUAUAAAAUGGCGUGUUACAUAAUAUGUUAAUUUGUAUAUAAUUCGUAUCAAAUGUUUAAUUUUUUUCUCAAUAUUAUGAAUAAAUGCAGUUUAUUUUUUACACAUUCUGUAUGUUUUGCGGGGCCAUAGACAUGUAGUUGCAUUUUACUAUUUAUAUAUAAGAAUCUCAAAUUCUAUUCAAAAUUUUUGGUCUGCGUGACGUACAUAGUAUGUUAAUAUAUGUAUGAUUUGUUCGCAAGUAUGUACAUUAAAAUUUUAUUUUU